This is a messenger RNA of Bactrocera latifrons, 1464 nucleotides long. RefSeq names its product dopamine receptor 1 (gene Dop1R1). Gene Ontology annotation, cellular component: membrane. The transcript has 6 exons. The coding region runs from base 1 to 1464 and encodes 487 amino acids. The record is from RefSeq and is a predicted model, not a curated record. Gene Ontology annotation, molecular function: G protein-coupled receptor activity. NCBI's taxonomy places the organism in Eukaryota, Metazoa, Arthropoda, Insecta, Diptera, Tephritidae. Gene Ontology annotation, biological process: adenylate cyclase-activating adrenergic receptor signaling pathway.
AUGUCCGCGGCUGCAGGUUCCACUGUCGCCGCGCUUGCUGCCAUUGCCGCGACAACAACAACCACCACAACAGUUACCACCUUAGCCACGGCAGCAGCGACGGCAUUCGCAGCAGCAACAGCGACGAGCAGCAGCAAUCACAGUAAUGUCGCCAACAUAAUGGGCGCCGGCAGCGACGUUGCGGCGAGUGGGACUGCGAGCGCUGCUAGCAGCGCCGAUCAUUUGCCGCUUCAAUUGACCACCGCCAAAGUGGAUCUGGACAUUGAAAUCGACAUUCAACUGCUCACAAACGGCUACGAAGGCACAACGCUGACUUCAUACUUCAAUGACACGUCGUGGAUAAAUCCAUCCGAGGCCGAUACCAUAGUGGGCAUCUUCCUGUCAGUGCUGAUUUUUCUAUCGGUCGCCGGCAAUAUACUCGUCUGCCUCGCCAUUUAUACGGAACGCAGUUUGCGACGCAUCGGCAAUUUAUUUCUGGCGUCAUUAGCGAUAGCGGAUUUAUUCGUUGCAUCCCUGGUGAUGACAUUCGCCGGCGUCAAUGAUCUGCUGGGUUAUUGGAUUUUCGGCGCGCAAUUUUGUGAUACUUGGGUCGCUUUCGAUGUGAUGUGCUCAACGGCGUCAAUUUUGAAUUUAUGCGCCAUCUCAAUGGACCGUUAUAUACACAUAAAGGAUCCACUCAGAUAUGGUCGCUGGGUGACACGACGUGUCGCAGUCAUUACAAUCGCUGCCAUUUGGCUGCUGGCCGGAUUUGUCUCGUUUGUGCCAAUCUCGUUGGGUCUGCAUCGACCGGAGCAGCCGUUAAUUGUAGAAGACAAUGGAAAGCGGUAUCCCACGUGCGCGCUGGACCUGACGCCAACCUAUGCGGUAGUAUCCAGUUGUAUCAGUUUCUACUUUCCAUGUCUGGUCAUGAUUGGCAUAUACUGUAGACUCUACUGCUACGCGCAGAAGCAUGUAAAGUCCAUCAAGGCGGUGACGAGACCCGGCGAGGUGGCCGAGAAGCAACGCUAUAAGAGUAUACGACGCAACAAAAACCAACCGAAAAAGUUCAAAGUGCGCAAUCUGCACCACAGUUCGCCCUAUCAUGUCUCUGAUCAUAAGGCCGCCGUCACGGUCGGUGUCAUCAUGGGCGUCUUCCUAAUCUGUUGGGUGCCAUUCUUUUGUGUCAAUAUUGUCGCCGCCUUUUGUAAGACCUGCAUUGGGGGACAGACCUUUAAAAUACUCUCGUGGCUGGGCUACUCCAACUCGGCCUUCAAUCCCAUUAUUUACUCAAUAUUCAAUAAGGAAUUUCGUGACGCCUUCAAGCGCAUACUCACCACACGAAAUCCAUGGUGUUGCCGACAGGAGGUUGGCAAUAUACAUCCGCGCAACAGCGAUCGUUUCGUAACCGAUUAUGCGGCGAAAAACGUGGUUAUGAUGAAUUCAGCACGCUCGUCGGCCGAACUGGAACAAGUGUCUGCGAUUUGA